UUUGUUGCAUUCGUGUUAAAUUUAAAACCACAUUUAAAUCAGCUAGGUAUUUAAAUAUUAAAUUAUUAAUUGAUUUUUAUAAUAAUUUCGGUUACAGCCGAAAAUUUUAGUCAUCGAAAAAUAUUUUUUUAUCAAAAAUGGUCUUAUUAAAUAAUGAAGAGUUUCUAAAUGAGCUCACUAAGCUGUUCCAGAAUGCAAGAACAACAGGAUCAGUAACAGUGACAAUGAAAAGAUACGAUGGUCGUAAUGCACCGAAUCCUAAGGGUGGUUUAGCUAUUCCAAAUCCUGAGUACAAAUGUUUAGUGAGGGCACAGUGUCAUAGUAAAAAAAUAUCAACAGUUAUUGAACAGAAAGAUGUAGAAACAUUUACAAAUGCAUACUCUAAUUUAUUAAAAACUAGUAUCAAUGGCUUAAAAAGGUUGAAGAAGCCAAAAAAGAAGGCAAUGGCAGCUCAAUAAAGCUAAAUAAUAAACUAUCUUUGUCUCAAAGACUGAGUCUAAGAUGAAGCAAAGAGGCAUGUUUAGUAAGGGCUGUGUCAUAGUUAAAAAAUCUAAGUUAUUGAAAAGAAAGAUGUACAAAAAUUUACAAAAUGCACUCUCCAAUUUAUUUAAAACUAGAAAGAAAGGCAAUGGCAGCCCAAUUAAGCAGCAUCUAUUUCACAUCGACUGAGUCUAAGAUUAAGCAAAGAGGCGACAACUGAUCAUGCCCAUCAUCAGAGCCACGGGUGGAGGUCCAUUAAAUGUGCUUUUCUCUCAAAUGAGAUAUGAAGAGUUGGAGUCUUGCCUUAAUGGCUGCUGGUAAAAGACUGUCACUUCCUAAUAUUAUGAAAACUAUAAAUAUAUCUGGAUA
Molecule: messenger RNA, 849 nt
Organism: Pieris rapae (cabbage white)
Lineage: Eukaryota; Metazoa; Arthropoda; Insecta; Lepidoptera; Pieridae
Gene: Srp14
Product: signal recognition particle 14 kDa protein
Exons: 3
Coding region: 138-458 (106 amino acids)
Biological process (GO): SRP-dependent cotranslational protein targeting to membrane
Cellular component (GO): signal recognition particle, endoplasmic reticulum targeting
Molecular function (GO): 7S RNA binding; endoplasmic reticulum signal sequence receptor activity
Source: RefSeq, a predicted model, not a curated record